This is a messenger RNA of Truncatella angustata, 1080 nucleotides long. RefSeq lists its product as uncharacterized. The record is from RefSeq and is a predicted model, not a curated record. The transcript has a single exon. The coding region runs from base 1 to 1080 and encodes 359 amino acids. Lineage: Eukaryota; Fungi; Ascomycota; Sordariomycetes; Amphisphaeriales; Sporocadaceae.
AUGUACGACAACCUGCAAUGGUCCGCCGAUUCCACUCGAAAGAGGACCAGGGAGGAUGACGAGGGCCUGAAUGGCAUUGCCAGCUCUGGCUUUACCGAACACCGAAACAAACGUCUUCAUUCCCUACCAGUCCGCUCUUCUCCCAACCAUAAGCGAUGGUCUGGUCCUCCGAGCUUCCCCGUCUCCCACCCAUCCCAUGGCAUGUCAACCAUCACACCGAGCGAUUCCGACUCUGAGGAUGCACAACAACAACAACAACAACAACAACAACAUCAACAACAACAACAACAACACCACCAACAACAGCAUCACCACCACCGACACCACGCAGUCUCUCAUUUUCCACCAUGGUCGUCCUCACCCGCCACCUCGCAUCACCAACACUCCCCGAACCCUCCCAUGGAUGUCGAUCGGGAUACCGACAUGGUGGCCUUUGAGGAACCCCAGCACCUGCAGUCAGGCCCCCUGCCUUCAAGUAUAACCGGUCGAAUGCCGACUCCCAUACAUGCCACCUUCGCCGCCCAGGUUCGAGGCAACAGCUGGGCCUCCGCGAACGGGGAUAGCAUGCAGGCCGCUGCUGGUAACAGCUUUGCCCGCCCCUUCCCUCCAUCGCACGACCCGACAGUUCCUCGGUCCGUACAAGGCGCAACAGAAUGGUCCAUGGUCCAAAACAGGCGACUACCGUCUCCUAUUAGUGAAAGCGGCGGAGAGGAAGCCCCCCUUAGUCCUGGUAUGGUGUUGGACUCUUCGCCAACUCUGCAAAGGCCUCACUUACCACACAUGCCUCAUUCCACUAGCCCAGCCAUGGCCCACCCCAACGUGGCAAUCGUCACACCCUGCGCAUCCGCCGACGAUGUAGGCAUGAUGGACACGGAAGAGGGAGAAGAGCACUCGCCUGCAUCGGCUCCAGCCACGCCCUCCCCAAGAUCCAAGUUUGGUCAUUCGCGGAGCAAGCAUACUCUGAACUCGUGGACUUUGCAACCUGGAAUGAAGAAGUCGUUCAGUAUAGGAUACCGCGCAGACUGCGAGAAAUGCCGCCUGAAGAUUCCAGGCCAUUUCAACCACAUCAUCGUCUCUUAG